This is a messenger RNA of Arxiozyma heterogenica, 510 nucleotides long. Its product is annotated as GNAT family N-acetyltransferase. The transcript has a single exon. The record is from RefSeq and is a predicted model, not a curated record. Gene Ontology annotation, molecular function: acyltransferase activity, transferring groups other than amino-acyl groups. The coding region runs from base 1 to 510 and encodes 169 amino acids. Lineage: Eukaryota; Fungi; Ascomycota; Saccharomycetes; Saccharomycetales; Saccharomycetaceae.
AUGAUUGAUUGCAUUGAUGUGAAUGCAAGACUCUUUUUAAGGUUUAUCGAAGAAGUUCUUAUAGAAUAUUUUCCUAAGAAAUAUUUGAAAACUUAUGUUAAUAUUUGUAAAAACAAUUCUAGUCCUCUCUCAGGUAAAAUUCUAGUUGAUAAUAAAACAGACCAAAUUAUUGGAGGAAUCCUGGGUAGAGUUCAAGCCACUUAUAAUGAUGAUGAUAAUAAUAAUCCUGUCCUCUAUAUUGAACUGUUAGCUAUUAGUAAAAAAUAUAGAAGAGCAGAUUGUGCUUUGAAGAUUCUAAAAGAAAUGGAACAAACUGGGCAAGAUAAUAAUGUAGCUGCUAUAGAAUUGCAUGUCUCUCUUGGAAAUCUAGCCGCUCUUCUACUUUAUUAUAAGGAUAAUUUCAAACUAAUAUCAAUAUAUAAACAUUUCUAUCAAAAUGCAAAAUAUUUCCAAGGUUCCAGUACUGGAUUAUUAUUAUCCAAACGUAUAGUUAAUGUUGGUUCAAUAUAA